This is a messenger RNA of Onychomys torridus (southern grasshopper mouse), 3684 nucleotides long. It is a transcript of the gene Uba1, whose product is annotated as ubiquitin like modifier activating enzyme 1. The transcript is spliced from 27 exons. Bases 315 to 3491 code for a protein of 1058 amino acids. Gene Ontology annotation, cellular component: SUMO activating enzyme complex; cytoplasm. The record is from RefSeq and is a predicted model, not a curated record. NCBI's taxonomy places the organism in Eukaryota, Metazoa, Chordata, Mammalia, Rodentia, Cricetidae. Gene Ontology annotation, biological process: protein sumoylation. Gene Ontology annotation, molecular function: SUMO activating enzyme activity.
CCUGAAACGGAGCCAGGGGCGCAGAAGCAGGGAGAGACGCCCCUCUAUUCAGGCAUCUAUGGUACACCCCAGACCCAGCCCUCUAAGGCCCCGCGCUUCCGAGCUCCGCGCAAACUCUAGUUCUUUUUGCAAGACGGAGGUGGUUUGCUCUUCCGUUGCCCUGUGGCUUCGGCUUAUCUCCAGAAGGAAGGCGAAGCUUCCGCCCAGCACUGGGGGGGGCGGAUCAGCGUGCUGAAGGGGCGUGUUGACGGGGUAUCACGAAGUCUGCCUCACAAACUAGAGUUUAUUGAUAAUCCAUACAAUAAUCUGUGAAGAUGUCCAGCUCGCCGCUGUCCAAGAAACGUCGCGUGUCCGGGCCUGAUCCAAAGCCGGGUUCUAACUGCUCCCCUGCCCAGUCUGUGCUGUCCGAAGUGCCCUCAGUGCCAACCAACGGAAUGGCAAAGCACGGCAGUGAAGCAGACAUAGAUGAGGGCCUUUACUCUCGGCAGCUGUACGUUUUGGGCCAUGAGGCGAUGAAGAGGCUCCAGACAUCCAGCGUCCUUGUCUCAGGAUUGCGGGGCUUAGGUGUGGAAAUUGCUAAGAACAUCAUCCUUGGUGGGGUCAAGGCUGUCACCCUACACGACCAAGGCACUACCCAGUGGGCUGAUCUCUCCUCCCAGUUUUACCUUCGAGAGGAGGACAUCGGUAAAAAUCGGGCUGAGGUAUCUCAGCCCCGACUUGCUGAACUCAACAGCUAUGUGCCUGUCACUGCCUACACUGGGCCUCUUGUUGAGGACUUCCUUAGUGGCUUCCAGGUGGUGGUCCUUACCAACAGCCCCCUGGAAGACCAACUGCGAGUGGGUGAGUUCUGUCAUAGCCAUGGCAUCAAGCUAGUGGUGGCAGAUACACGAGGCUUAUUUGGGCAACUUUUCUGUGACUUUGGAGAGGAAAUGGUUCUCACAGAUUCCAAUGGGGAGCAGCCACUCACUGCUAUGGUUUCAAUGGUCACCAAGGACAAUCCCGGUGUGGUUACCUGCCUUGAUGAGGCCCGACAUGGAUUUGAAAGUGGUGACUUUGUCUCAUUCUCAGAAGUACAGGGCAUGAUCCAACUCAAUGGAUGUCAGCCCAUAGAGAUCAAAGUGCUGGGUCCUUAUACCUUUAGUAUCUGUGACACCUCCAACUUCUCUGACUACAUCCGUGGAGGCAUCGUCAGUCAGGUCAAAGUCCCUAAAAAGAUUAGCUUUAAAUCCUUGCCAGCAUCACUGGCAGAACCUGACUUUGUGAUGACUGACUUUGCCAAGUAUUCUCGCCCUGCCCAACUGCACAUUGGCUUCCAAGCUCUGCACCAAUUCUGUGCUCAGCACAACCGACCACCUCGACCACGAAAUGAGGAAGAUGCAGCAGAGCUGGCGGCCCUAGCUCAGGCUGUGAAUGCUCAGUCCCCGCCUGCAGUGCAGCGGGACAACCUGGAUGAAGACCUUAUACGGAAGCUAGCUUAUGUUGCUGCUGGGGACCUGGCACCUGUAAAUGCUUUCAUUGGGGGCCUGGCUGCCCAGGAAGUCAUGAAGGCCUGCUCUGGGAAGUUUAUGCCCAUCAUGCAAUGGUUGUACUUUGAUGCUCUUGAAUGUCUGCCAGAGGACAAAGAGGCUCUUACAGAGGAUAAGUGCCUCCCACGUCAGAACCGUUAUGAUGGACAGGUAGCUGUAUUUGGCUCAGACCUUCAAGAGAAGCUGGGCAAGCAAAAGUACUUCCUGGUGGGUGCAGGGGCCAUUGGCUGUGAAUUGCUCAAGAACUUUGCCAUGAUUGGGCUAGGCUGUGGAGAGGGUGGAGAGGUCGUUGUCACAGACAUGGACACCAUUGAGAAAUCAAAUCUGAACCGACAGUUUCUUUUCCGGCCCUGGGACGUCACGAAGUUAAAGUCUGACACAGCCGCUGCAGCUGUGCGCCAGAUGAAUCCUUACAUCCAGGUGACAAGCCACCAGAACCGUGUAGGUGCUGACACAGAGCGCAUCUAUGAUGAUGAUUUUUUCCAAAACUUGGACGGUGUGGCCAAUGCCCUGGAUAAUGUAGAUGCUCGCAUGUACAUGGAUCGCCGCUGUGUGUACUAUCGAAAGCCACUGCUGGAGUCUGGCACAUUGGGCACGAAGGGCAACGUACAGGUGGUGAUCCCCUUCCUGACAGAAUCAUACAGCUCUAGCCAGGAUCCACCAGAGAAAUCCAUCCCCAUCUGCACCCUGAAAAAUUUUCCCAAUGCCAUUGAACAUACUCUGCAGUGGGCCCGGGAUGAAUUUGAAGGCCUUUUCAAGCAGCCAGCAGAAAAUGUUAAUCAGUACCUCACAGACCCUAAGUUUGUGGAACGGACCUUGCGGCUGGCUGGUACCCAGCCAUUGGAAGUGCUGGAGGCUGUGCAGCGCAGCCUGGUGCUGCAGCGACCACAGACUUGGGGUGACUGCGUGGCCUGGGCCUGCCACCACUGGCACACCCAGUACUGUAACAACAUCCGACAACUGCUGCACAACUUUCCUCCAGACCAGCUCACUAGCUCAGGGGCCCCAUUCUGGUCUGGACCCAAACGUUGUCCACAUCCACUUACUUUUGAUGUUAACAAUACACUGCAUCUGGAUUAUGUGAUGGCUGCUGCCAAUCUUUUUGCCCAGACCUAUGGGUUGACUGGCUCUCAAGACCGAGCUGCUGUGGCCUCACUCCUGCAGUCAGUACAAGUUCCAGAGUUCACCCCCAAGUCUGGUGUCAAGAUCCAUGUUUCUGACCAGGAGUUGCAGAGUGCCAAUGCCUCUGUUGAUGACAGCCGUCUUGAGGAGCUCAAAGCCACAUUGCCCAGCCCAGACAAGUUACCGGGAUUUAAGAUGUACCCCAUUGAUUUUGAGAAGGAUGAUGACAGCAACUUCCACAUGGAUUUCAUUGUGGCUGCAUCCAAUCUUCGGGCUGAAAACUAUGAUAUUUCCCCCGCAGACCGGCACAAGAGCAAGCUGAUAGCGGGGAAGAUCAUCCCAGCCAUUGCCACCACCACAGCAGCUGUUGUUGGCCUUGUGUGUCUGGAGCUGUACAAGGUAGUUCAGGGGCACCGACAGCUUGACUCCUACAAAAAUGGUUUCCUGAACUUGGCCCUGCCCUUCUUUGGGUUUUCUGAACCUCUUGCUGCACCUCGUCACCAGUACUAUAAUCAAGAAUGGACAUUGUGGGAUCGCUUUGAAGUACAGGGGCUGCAGCCUAAUGGUGAGGAGAUGACCCUCAAACAGUUCCUUGAUUACUUUAAGACAGAGCACAAACUAGAGAUCACCAUGCUGUCCCAGGGUGUGUCCAUGCUCUAUUCUUUCUUCAUGCCAGCUGCUAAGCUCAAGGAACGGUUGGAUCAGCCGAUGACCGAGAUUGUGAGCCGUGUGUCAAAGAGAAAGCUGGGCCGCCAUGUGCGGGCACUGGUGCUUGAGUUGUGCUGCAACGACGAAAGUGGCGAGGACGUCGAGGUCCCCUAUGUCCGAUACACUAUUCGUUGAUCUCCGCGCAUUCCCCGAAGCCCUAGCCCUCCGUCCCCAGAUCCCUUCCAGUCCUGCUUCCCAUUUGGCCGCUGGCAGUGGUCCAUCUAGCCAAGCCUGGUAUUCCCUUAUUACCCAGCAACCCGAGACCCUCUCACCACUGCUUUGUACCUUGUUUGGAACCUAAAUCCCAAUAAAAAGAUAAUAACCCAGA